Molecule: messenger RNA, 861 nt
Organism: Fonticula alba
Lineage: Eukaryota; Rotosphaerida; Fonticulaceae
Exons: 4
Coding region: 1-861 (286 amino acids)
Source: RefSeq, a predicted model, not a curated record
AUGCUGUCGAAGUUCCUCGAGCGCGAGUACCAGGCCGGCCGUUUGCUGGAAUGCGCGCCGGAGGAUGGAACUGACCGGGCGAGCUUCCGCGCGGUGGAGCUCGGCGCCGGGUGUGGCCUCGUGAGCUUGGUCUUGGCGCGGCUCCUCCAGCACUGGCAACGGGCCAGCCCCACCGAAGGGAAGGGCCCCUUCGAUAUUGUGGCCACCGAGGCGGACAAUCUGCGCUGUCUCGACACCUUGUCUGUCAAUGCCCGACGGUGCUUUCCCCCGGCCGCCGAUGCUCCAGCCCCACCGACAAGCUACCCGCGGAACUUCGGGCCGGUCACCGUGACGGAUCACAAUUGGGGCGCCGAGCUGUCUCCACCCCUCGAGGGGCACUUUGACUAUGUGAUCGGUGCCGAGAUCAUGUACGACCCGGAAACGGGGCUUUCCCUGCUGGCCUCCAUCCGCCGCCUCUGUCACAGCCGGUCGCGUGUGCUCAUGUCCUAUGGUCGGAACCGUUCGGCCGAGCAAAAGUUCAAGGAGGCGGCCGCCGCAUACUUCACCGUUGUCGAUAUUUCCGAGCAGCAACUUCACCCGGACUUUGUGCAUCCGGUCCUCCAUGUCCUGGAGCUCCGCCCGCUGCCUGGCAAGUUCCCGGAGAUCGCUGUCAGCCCCUUGGUGCCACUUGCGCCGGCGACCGACGCCAUGCCUCCGCCGGAUGUCCCGGCCGAGGAGGACAAGAAGAAGCGCCCGCGCGAGGAGGAGCCCGAGCAGCCAACCGUCGUGUCGAAGUCCGAUGGAACGGAUCCCAGCCCUGCCAUGGGGCCCAAGCCCACUGACAAGACCCGUACCCCCCGGGCCUCGAAGCGAUCGAAGUGA